AUGGCUUUGCCUCCUCCCAACGAGUACAGAACCCUGUACGAUCUGCCCCUACUAGACGAGCCAAAGCUAUCCAACAACCCAAGCCAAGCGUCCCGGCAGUUCACUGAGUAUUAUGAGGAUCUGGACGACGUUGGAAAUGAACUCCUGUACGGCCCGCGAGAGUUCUUGGCAAUUCUUACUCGAUAUUACUCCCUCUGCCGUCACCAGCAAGAGGUGUUGAACAAGACACUAGAGAAACGCCCAGCUCUGGAACUGCACCUUCAUCGUUCAAGGGCAGUUAUCAAAUUCGAAGGGUUGAAAUCUAAAAUCACGGCACAACUCGACAGGGUUAUGUCCAAAAUACUAUCAAUUGCCAAAGAGCUUCGAAACCACUAUGAGGACAUCCCUGAAGGUGUCCCAGACUUGUCGCAAUCAGAGUCCGCUCCGCAUGUUGCCAACAUCUCUGUCAGAGAAUGCCGCCUUUGGUGUCAGCUCAAUACCACCAAAUUUCGACAGCGCCUUCAAAACGCAAAUGACACCGCCGAGCUGCGUUCUGCCAUGGACGCGAUUUCCGACAUGAUCCUCGGAGACGUCGCGAAAGUACCAACACCAUACGUUUUCAACCUCACUAAAAAAGACAGAGGCAUCGUUACGCCGCUCGUAUACUUUGUCUGUACCGGAAUGGACAAGGAAGGGAACCAACUUCACGACUUAGUGCAUGUCGGCUGCACUAAGGAGCAAUUUCGCAUUUGGGAACCAUUCCAGGAGCAUCGUAACAAGGCCAGGGAUGACCUUAUCGGUCAGGAAGCCAUCGAGGCAUGGAAGAACUGGCACGGCCAGCUUCUGAGGCUAGGCGCGGAUGAUUCUAAUGACACUCGCAAGUUGAGAGAAAACCUGAUGCAAGGCAACAUUGGAGAAUUGCCGGAUUGGGCUCACUGGUUGUCUACGACUAAGCUGCGUGCCUGCGAAAACCAUGUGGGCCAGUCAUUCACGCAAGUUGGUUGGAAUCAUACAGCCCUCAUGGGCUGUUGUAUGAUUUGCAAGACUGCGAUUUCCUUCCAAGAGGUGAUGGGGAAGGACUUUCAGGAAGAGGCACGCCUCAUCCACCCAAUGAAGAGAAGACAUUGCCCCCAUUCCUGUGCUGAGGUUGUCACUAGCGGGGCCUGUGACUUUACAACUUGGACACAUUGA
Clonostachys solani is the source of this 1170-nucleotide messenger RNA. Lineage: Eukaryota; Fungi; Ascomycota; Sordariomycetes; Hypocreales; Bionectriaceae. The record is from the annotation of a GenBank genome assembly.